Molecule: messenger RNA, 345 nt
Organism: Emiliania huxleyi CCMP1516
Lineage: Eukaryota; Haptophyta; Isochrysidales; Noelaerhabdaceae
Exons: 3
Coding region: 1-345 (114 amino acids)
Source: RefSeq, a predicted model, not a curated record
AUGUCGCAGCUCCCCAGGUUACUGCUCCUCGCGCUCCUGGCGCCCGCCAGGGGCAUGCUGGUGCUCGAGAAGGUGAAGGUGCUGAUGGACGACAUCAAGGCGAAGUUUCAGGUCGAGUCGCUCGACUUCACUGGUCCGAACAUCGACGUCGUCAUCCCGGUCGGCGCAUCCGACGAGCGCUUCCCUUACAUCGCCUUUGCGCAUGGCUUUGGCGACGACGUGGGAUGGGAUCAGCACGGCGGUGUCGAGGACUACGCAGAUUUCGGACCAGCCCUCGCAUCAUACGGGUUCGUGGCGGACGACUCUGCCGGCGGCGUCGGCGCUUGGGUCGCCUCCUGGUUCUGA